CGAGAAAGACCAGCACUGAUCAUGAACCACGAUUCACACUCGAGGCAGUUUGUCUACUUGUUGAUAAAGGAUUAUCUGAAGUUUGCAUUGGAAGGACCUCAGUCAGCUCCUGCGAGCAGCAGCGCGGCUGAAACACUGCGUAAGGCGGCCUCCCUCUUCCAGGGAGUCAGGGAGCAGGAGUUUGAACUCUACAUCAAACAACUCAACAUCACUUCCACAGAGGACGUGAAGCGGGCGUUUCCCAUUCUAAUGAGCGAGAUCUCCUCAGAUGGGAAGGAUAACUGGAGCAGACUUGUGGCUUUGUAUGCUUUUUGUGGAGAGUUAGUGAGGCACUUGAAAAGGAGAGGCAUUCCAGAAGAAGAACUGGUUGAGGACGUGGCUCAGUGUAUGGCUCAUCACACGUGGACCUUCAAAGCUGCGUGGAUCAAGGAGAACGGUAGCUGGGAGAAGGGGUUCGUAGAAUACUUUAAACAGGAAGACACCGGAUUUGUGGAUUAUUUCCGGCAGAAAAGUCCCCUAUUUUCAUAUGCAAAGUUAGCAGUUGUCACGGGGAUUAUUGCUGCAUUCUCCUUUGUGAUUUACCAACACUGAAAACAGGGAAAUGGCUGAGCUCUUUACACAGCGUAACAGCUCAGCGGAAGAACAUUGGCUCCUGACGGGAGAAUCUGCAUUUGGGUUUUAUGAACCUUUUGUAAAGUUUGUUG
Molecule: messenger RNA, 704 nt
Organism: Chiloscyllium plagiosum (whitespotted bambooshark)
Lineage: Eukaryota; Metazoa; Chordata; Chondrichthyes; Orectolobiformes; Hemiscylliidae
Product: bcl-2-related protein A1-like
Biological process (GO): extrinsic apoptotic signaling pathway in absence of ligand; release of cytochrome c from mitochondria; intrinsic apoptotic signaling pathway in response to DNA damage
Cellular component (GO): mitochondrial outer membrane
Molecular function (GO): BH domain binding
Source: RefSeq, a predicted model, not a curated record